This is a messenger RNA of Pieris napi, 1178 nucleotides long. RefSeq names its product zonadhesin-like. NCBI's taxonomy places the organism in Eukaryota, Metazoa, Arthropoda, Insecta, Lepidoptera, Pieridae. The coding region runs from base 261 to 1151 and encodes 296 amino acids. The transcript has 5 exons. The record is from RefSeq and is a predicted model, not a curated record.
UGGGUAGUCCAUUUAUUAGCCACGGUAGCUCAUAUCUCAACGACCUCCCGCCAUAUACAUUGUUUGCUAAGUAGAGUAAAUCUUGGCCUCCCAGCAUAAUAGAUUUUGGACGCGAUAUUUGCAAAAAAUAUAAACCUUUUUCGUAUUGCAUAAUACCAUUCAUUAUACGAAUUACGAAUAAACUUCUCGGUAGUUACAAGUUGGUCAAACAAGAAUCCAAUAAAAGACAAGUGUCUUUGAAUAUCGCGAUACAAGGCAACAUGCUGCUUCUAUGGUUCAUCAUUUCAGUCGGGAUUGGGUUGCACUUAUGUUUGGAAAUCUCGUAUCCUUGUAAUGAUAAUGAGUUGGAAGAAAAGUUUGGCUGCGACAGAAUCUGUUCAGCUCGAAGCGAACCUUGUACUAUCAUUGCAAACGAUGAUUCGAAUAAAUGUUUUUGUGCUUUGGGAUUUUUCAGAGACCACAAUGGAAAGUGUGUGCUUGCCAGCGAUUGUUCUCAAUCUGAUACCACAACCACCACGCAUUAUUUAAUGAAAUGUGGUUUACACCAAACAUAUAAAACAUGUGAGCCCUGUGAGAAAACAUGUGUGGAGCCCAACCCAGUGUGUAAAAGGAUUUGUGUGGAUUCAAACUCUAGCUGCGAGCCAGCUUGUAUGACCGGAUGCUUUUGUGAAGAUGGGUAUUUUAAGGCCCCCGAUGGGCGAUGCGUUCUUCUAGAUGACUGUCCUAAAGCGGAAAUAAUGAGUGUCGCCAACGAGCCCUCAAUCGAAGAGUGUCAGCAAGACGAGGUGUUUGUAUGGUGUGGGUGGUGUGAAGCGACAUGUUCACAACCCAGCCCCGACUGUCCACCAGACGUGUGCACGCGAGGGUGUCUGUGUCGUCCACCUCUAUUGCGGCACAGGAGUGGACACUGCGUGGAAAAGAGGGACUGCUUCGGACACACAUGCCACGAUCGUAACGAGGAAUAUGUUUGUCGGUAUGGCUGUGAACCAAGUUGCGAGCGCCGGGCGUGCUUUCGUCAACGUCGCUGUUCCUUGGGAUGUCAUUGCAAAUUUGGACUGUUAAGAGAUAGAGAUGGAAAAUGUGUAACAGCCGAUAAAUGUGAAAGAAAUAUUACUAUGAAUAAUAUUACUAAUACUCCGCCUUUCGUAUAAAUGUAUAAAAUUAUAAAAUGUGUUUAA